CUCUUAUAAAUGCUCCACCGGCGGCAGUUCUUCCUCUUCUUUUGCCAUUUCUUUCUACCCGUCUGUUCGGUGUUCUUACUUGUCGCGGCGUCUCCGUCUUUUCGGCCACCAGCCUGCCUCAUCUCCUCCUGGUUUUCUGCUCCCUUCUUCCUCGCGGUUUCUCUCAUAUAUUUUUUUGUGCUUGCCUUCUUUAGCCUCGGCGCAACGUUGCGCUUUUUUGCUGGUCGCCCCCGCAGCCUAUGGCACUGGAAGGCGCCGCUGCCGCCUCCUGUAUUUCUGCUGUAGGUUCCCACAUCCCUCUUUAAAAAUUCCGCCUAAAAAGAGAAGACGAUUUACCAAAUCUUUCGGGCCGUUGUCCCACGGCAAACUCUCUGACCAGGUUUACAACUAUCCAGAGGGACUAGGAGAAGUGCUUUAUCGAGAACAGUUUGACUUCAACGCUGAGCCACCUUGGGAACCUAGCUGAUGAUAGUAGGGUUCCAUCUCCUAACUUGUCCAUGCCAGUCUGACAUGCUGGGAUCGUACUGCUUGCACAGCUGCUCCAUAGGAUCAGGUCAUCUGUUACUUUAGUACCACAGUUUGUUGCAUAACUUAAGGAUCCGGCUCUAAGGCUUUGCAGCCCGUCCCUUGUGUUUCUUGGUUUAUGACUGUCGGCUUUGCGGAAUACGGCUGAGAUGAAAGGAUUUCUAGAGGAUGCAAACUACUCCAUUGGCUUACUGGAUGAAGGAGUAAACGUUGGAGACGUCAUUGACAAUUAUAUUUAUGAACAUACUCGUAAUGGAAAAAAUGCUUUUUUCGUUGGUGAUCUGGGAAAGUUGAUUAAACAGCACAUCCAGUGGCAGAAUGUAAUGGCACCAGUAAAGCCAUUUUACAAUGUAAAAUGUAACUCUACCCCAGGAGUACUUGAAAUACUGGCAGCUCUUGGAUCUGGGUUUGCAUGUUCAAGUAAAACUGAAAUGGCACUGGUUCAAGACUUGGGCAUUUCUCCUGAAAAUGUUAUAUUCACAAAUCCUUGCAAGCAAGCUUCUCAGAUAAAAUACGCAGCAAAAAUUGGAGUAAACAUUUUGACAUGUGACAGUGAACUAGAAUUAAAGAAAAUUGCUAGGAAUCAUCCAAAUGCAAAGCUCUUGCUUCAUAUUGCCACAGAAGACAUUAAUGGAGAUGAAGAGAUGAACAUGAAGUUUGGCACCACCCUGAAGAACUGUCGGCACCUCAUGGAAUGUGCUAAGGAGCUGAAUGUCCAAAUAGUUGGUGUUAAAUUUUAUGUGUCAAACGCUUGCAAGGAAACCCAAGUAUACAAACAUGCUAUUUCUGAUGCUCGCUGUGUGUUUGAUAUGGCUGAAGAAUUUGGCUUUACCAUGAACAUGUUGAACAUUGGUGGUGGCUUCACAGAUUAUGAACUUGAUCUGGAAGAGGUUAAUCAUAUUGUCAGUCCGUUACUUGAUACCUACUUUCCUGAAGAAUCUGGUGUAAAUGUGAUUGCAGAGCCUGGAUGCUAUUAUGUUUCUUCUGCAUUUACUCUAGCAGUUAAUAUUAUUGCCAAGAAAGCUAUUGAAGAUGAUAAACCUCUUCUCUCUAAAAUAGAACAAACAAACAGUGAUGAACCAGUCUUUGUGUACUACAUGAAUGAUGGUGUUUAUGGUUCUUUUGCAAGCAAAUUAUCUGAGAAUUUGACCUCUGUUCCAGAGGUUCACAAGAAAUACAAGGAAGACGAGCCUCUAUUUGCAAGCAGCCUUUGGGGUCCAUCCUCUGAUGAGCUUGAUCAAAUUGUGGAAAGCUGUCUUCUUCCUGAGCUGAAUGUUGGAGACUGGCUGCUCUUUGACAAUAUGGGUUCUGGCACUUUGGGCGAACAAUCUGCUUUCAAUGAUUUCCAGAGGCCACCAGUUUACUACAUAAUGUCAUUCAGUAACUGGUGUGAGAUGCAAGAUGCUGGAUUCACCUCUGACACACUGAUGAAGAACUUCUUUUUGGUGCCUUCUUGCAUUCAGCUGAGUCCUGAAGACAGCUUUUCUACUGUAGCUUAAACAGGCAUUAUUGCUUCGAUUAGCCUUGCAGUUGCAUGUCUGUAGUCUUGUCUGGUCACAACAUUCCAGCUUGGAAGAAAAAUGGAACAAUCUUGAAUGAAUUACUGAAACUUGAAAUCAUUUGGGACCAGGCAAAACCAGCUACAACUACAAUUUACUGGGGGAGUAAGAAUUGUAAUAAACCAAUUUAAACAUGUCAGAUCACUCAAUCCCUCAGCAUUUUAAUAAAAUAUGCAACAAAAUGGAUGACUUAGUUGAGAUGGAAACCCAUCACUUGGGUUCUCUGUUAAACAGUUUACAUACAAGUACAGUUUUUAUACUAAGGAUAUCUGUUAGUCUUGUAAAAUUGGGUUUCCCUCAGAUAUCUGAAAUGUCAGUGGGAAACAAGUGUGACUUCAUUAGCUAUGUUUAGUGUACUUAGAAUGUGUAAAUUUGUGCUUUGAACUGUAGUUUAAUAAAUGUAAAAUUGCAUCAUAGUAUGUGUUGUAUUCACCUUUGCUGUACCCACCCUUGUACAAUUGCAAUAAAAUUUUGUGUAGACUUUACUGUUCUUCCCACCCCCCUCCCCGUUAACAUAGGGAAGAGGUCUAAGCAGCACUGAUAGUUUAAGUACAAAAAGGUGUUAAGGGUACUAUUCAAAGACUAUUUAAAUUGACGGAAUAUUAAAUCACGAGACUCAACUGAAAAGCACUAAGUUCAAAGUUGAAGUGCAAUUUGUUUUCCAUAAGCAUCUAAUUUAAUGAUUCUAACACCAAAAUAUGCGAGCCAACAGAUGCCUAGAAGUAAUCCACAGGAAGUAAAGUGCACUGAGCAGAAAGCUAAAUUAAAGCAAGACUUACCCUGUGCACUACUGGGAGUAAGACCCAUUAACUUAGGGAUGCUUACUUUACACAGAAACCUGCAUAGGGUUAAGAUUAGCAAGUCUCAAUAUUCCACCAAAGUACUUCUGAUUGGUAAAAUUUACUCUUUGAUAGGAUGGCUGCAUCCUAGGAACAGGAUCCUUGCAGUUUUGGAUACAGAGUGUGAGAGCAUGCCUGGAAGCAUCUAAACUGCAGCAGGUAGACUUCGCAAGCAAAAUACUGAAGCUUUUACUCAAAAUUGUUGCUUAGAUUCCUCAUACUCUUUGAUUUCUCACUUUAAUUUAUUUUGCUAACCUAGUAGCCUUGGGCAUGAAUUUUGAAAUGCACCAAGUCAGAGUUAAUUUGAAAAUGGAGAUUAGUAUUCCUAACUAACUUGGUGAUGUGAAAUGGGCUGUCAGAUACACAUGCAUUUUAUAGUAGUGCCAAUUGGCAGAACACUUUCUCCUUCUAGCUCAGUGUGCUAAAACUGUGUCUUUGCUAGGUAAAAGGGUUAGGGAAUAUUUCCUUCAACCUGAUCAUUCUAAAAUAACAGGUACUAUAUUUGAGAUGCUUUUCACUUUUGUGAAAGGUUUCUACAGCUAAAUCUUAGUAACCCUGACAGUAGAAUAUGGCCGAGAACAUUAAAGCGCAAAUGAAAAAGCAAGUUCAGUUUUCCAGUUCAGAAAACAUUAAUUUCUAGCAUUUUGACCCCAAUACCUGUCAGGGUUCUAUUAGGAAAGAAAAGUGGGGGACAGUUUUCAUAUCUAUCAUCAAGCCUUUUUAAAGAUGCCCAGGAUUCUGCUAUAGGUUUUUAGAACUGUUGUGAGUUAACCAACUCUGUUGUAAAUGGUACAGUCACCUUGGAAAUGUCUGUAUUGUAUUUGACAGUUUGCCAUAAAAACUGGUUUGAACUUGGUAUGUAUUUGAAUUUAUAUGCUAAAACCUAUCUUUCUGUUUACAAUAUUGUAAUAUCAGUUUUUGAAAAAUUCAAAUAUAAAACUGAAUGAUUUCUAUAUAGCAAAUUAA
Messenger RNA from Rhineura floridana, 3889 nucleotides. It is a transcript of the gene AZIN1, whose product is annotated as antizyme inhibitor 1. Gene Ontology annotation, cellular component: cytoplasm. The transcript is spliced from 13 exons. Lineage: Eukaryota; Metazoa; Chordata; Lepidosauria; Squamata; Rhineuridae. Gene Ontology annotation, molecular function: ornithine decarboxylase activity; ornithine decarboxylase activator activity. Gene Ontology annotation, biological process: negative regulation of protein catabolic process; positive regulation of polyamine transmembrane transport. The coding region runs from base 675 to 2024 and encodes 449 amino acids. The record is from RefSeq and is a predicted model, not a curated record.